Linum tenue is the source of this 492-nucleotide messenger RNA. NCBI's taxonomy places the organism in Eukaryota, Viridiplantae, Streptophyta, Magnoliopsida, Malpighiales, Linaceae. The record is from the annotation of a GenBank genome assembly.
AUGCCCCUGUUUCCAACCCUUGAAGGUGAGUUGGUGUUGACUGAAACCGGUGCAGAGGCACUUGUGCGAACAAUGAAGAUGAAAGCAAUGGUUAGUACGAUAACUGUCGCUCCUCUCUCUAAGUUGACAUAUUUGAGACUCCGAGAGAUGGAUGAGCUGGAAGCCCUACCAGCAGAAGGCCUUCCAAACCUCACUUCUCUCCAAGAGUUGACGAUUUGGAAGUGUUCAAGAUUUGCAUCUUUACCUCCAGCGAUGCGACGCCUCACCUCUUUACAAACAUUGAUAAUUAAAGGGUGUAGCCAGUUGCAAGAGCGAUGCAUUAAGGGAGAUGGUGAAGAUUGGCCCAACAUUUCCCAUAUACCCAACAUAGAACUACUAGGACUGUACGAAGAUACAUUCCAGGAUCCAGGUUGGAGUUCACUAGCUUUUUACUUAUUAGAACCAGCUUAUUCCCUUUCCUUGCCUUUUUCUACCCCAGCGGUUAGGGGCUAA